This is a messenger RNA of Trematosphaeria pertusa, 1010 nucleotides long. RefSeq lists its product as uncharacterized. The coding region runs from base 224 to 709 and encodes 161 amino acids. The transcript has a single exon. NCBI's taxonomy places the organism in Eukaryota, Fungi, Ascomycota, Dothideomycetes, Pleosporales, Trematosphaeriaceae. The record is from RefSeq and is a predicted model, not a curated record.
CCCACUGCGACACCUCAGAAGCCCAAAUCGAGCGUUGCAGCACUUUUCUCCGGUCCCUUCUUGCUCAUUAUUAAUUCGCACAGGAGCGGUCCUAAUGGCUGUGCCUGCGACACGACACUAAGUGUGGCGAAGGCUGAGCGCUUCCCCUGCUCCGCGAUGAAUUUGCGUACUGUCGACUUGCACUCGACUGCUAAGCACAAAUAAUUGCAACUCUUCGAUCCAAAUGCUUUCGCGAGGCGACAGUAUACCUGCUCUCCGCUCUUGGACGAGAUGGACAAGAUACAUCGCCCGCGUCUCCUUCCAGAUAUCGACGAGGCUGCAGUUCGCUGUCAGUUCCUCUGGUAUCAGUUCCAAGAACACAGGCUCUCACCGUGCUCGAAUGCAUCGAUCGCCGAAUCGCAAGCUACUUAAUGGCUCAGGAAGUACCUCGAGUCAUCAUAUUGUAUGCAGCCUGAACGAUAAGUCGAAAAUACCUAACGCCAGGAUACAUGCACCUGGAAGACUUAUCCAAGAUCUCGCAUGCUUCUUUCAAGAGCAAGGAUACUUGCCCAUCUCCUUAGAGGAUAUCACCACGGUCGCGCAAAUCAAUACGGCCGGGGAUGCCAUCGAAGAGGUCCCCUCUCAAGCAGCUGGUCGGCUGUGGCGUUUCGAGUAUCUCGUACCCUGCGAAGGGCUCAUAGAGCCGGGGCAAAGUCCCUCGGCGGCCUAAGUCGAACCACUGGAAGGACACGCCAAAAUACUCAGGUAGACGGUCACUGGGCGGCCGGCGACGGAUGAAGUUGGUUCGAUGUGUUCAAGUUAGAGGACAGAGCAUUUGGGGUUUGGGUGAGAUGGCCAUGAUUCACCGCUGGAGAGGCUAUGGAUAAUGUAUAUUGUCCUCGAGGUCGCUGCAUUAGUGGAUAGGGAAGUAGAGAGUUCGCAGGAGUGGGACACGUUAUUCUUCGUGUCUGCAUGAACGUGCGGCCAGUGUCGUUGCUUAUUCGGCCCCCAUCCCCAACUCCUGUGAAACA